AUGGAGCACGUAGUCCUGGACCAUUUCAUUGAACACGUAGAGGACGGGGACGAGUUCAUUCACUCCAUGUUUGGUUUCAGGCGACACCUGUCCACCCAAGACGCACUCCUUCAGUUAAAGAGGCAGAUGAUGCAACCCGAAAGUCCGGUGGACGCUCGCCGAUUCCGGUGCCUCCUGAUCCUCGACGUGAAGAAGGCCUUCGACAAUGUCGGUCAGGAAGCGGUGCUCGAGGGCCUGAGCCAAAUGGGGGUCGGAAACCGAGCAUACCAACACGUCCGAAACUUUCUCACCGACCCGAAGUGCCGGAUCAACGUCGGCGAACACGAAAGUGACAUAGAGCUGGGAAGCCGAGGCACGCCGCAGUGA
Dermacentor andersoni is the source of this 366-nucleotide messenger RNA. RefSeq lists its product as uncharacterized. The record is from RefSeq and is a predicted model, not a curated record. Lineage: Eukaryota; Metazoa; Arthropoda; Arachnida; Ixodida; Ixodidae.